UAGAUAAGAUUUAUCCUCAAAAUGAGAGUGUUCUGCUCUGAUUUAGUUUUGAUUUCGAUUUUUAAUUUGUGUUGUUCCUUGUUAUCAUUGAAAUCCUCUUUUUAAGGAGUUCUACAGGCAAAAAGUCUUGUUUCAGUUGGAUUUUGUUUGAUACAUGCAAAGUGUGUUUGUUUGCAGUAAAUCUAUCAUACUUAUAAAAUUAUAUCGGGCUCAGCUUUGCUCUUUAAGUUUGAUUCUAGUGAAUGAAGGGGAUCAUAUGGUCUGGUUCAGCAGAAUUUCUGUCUGCAACAUUCAAGGAGUUUUCUCGGAUCCAUUACCUCUAUCAGAGGUAGUGGUAAAAUGCUCGAUCGGGAUGAUGAACUGGAUUCCACUGCCUAUUUAAGUUCGAUAGAGUUUUUAAGGCCAUACAUAUGCCAUACACUCUGGCCACCCAGAAUAACCAGUCAUGGAAAGGAGAUGAUAUGAGUUGGGUUCCUUCAAAUUGUUCUUCUUCUGACCACCCUAUCAAUGGUGAGCAGCUUCUAGGAUCACUUUCUAUAUCCGAAUGCGAAAUGCUUCGAGAGCAGCGAAGCCACUCGUUACCGGGUAACAAGUAUAGUAGGAGCUCCCUUUCUUCUAAUACUCGACUGGAUAGAUUAUUGAAGUUGAGGAAAAGCAAUAAAAUUUCUCAAUUUGAGGAGGGAAGCAAAAGCUUAGCAAAUGGUAGGAGUGAUUUCUUCGAGCAUGAGCUGCCUCUGAAGAACGGUGCUGGGCUUGAUAGGGAGGAUGAGAAUAGGCGUGAAAGCCUGGAAAGCAAUGGAAAAUCUUGCACAGAGAGAGUUGAGUGCGAAGAUUCAAAGCAGCGGUUGCUGGUUGUCGCAAACAGAUUGCCUGUUUCGGCCACAAGGAUUGGCGAGGAAUCCUGGUCUUUGGAGAUAAGCGCUGGUGGUCUAGUCAGUGCUCUUCUUGGUGUGAAGCAAUUCGAGGCAAAGUGGAUUGGAUGGGCUGGUGUAAAUGUGCCCGAUGAACCUGGGCAGAGGGCUCUUACUAAAGCUUUAGCAGACAAGAGAUGCAUACCAGUCUUUUUAGAUGAGGAGAUAGUUCAUCAGUAUUACAAUGGUUACUGCAAUAAUAUUUUGUGGCCUCUUUUCCAUUACCUCGGUCUUCCUCAAGAAGAUAGACUUGCAACCACUCGUAGUUUCCAGUCUCAAUUUACUGCAUAUAUGAAGGCGAAUGAAAUGUUUGCGAAGGUGGUAAAUGAGCAUUAUGAAGAGGGCGAUGUGGUCUGGUGUCAUGAUUAUCAUCUUAUGUAUCUUCCGAAAUGCCUAAAGGAGUAUAAUAGCAAUAUGAAGGUGGGAUGGUUCCUUCACACCCCUUUUCCAUCAUCUGAAAUUCACAGAACUCUGCCAUCCCGCACAGAAUUGCUGAAGUCUGUUCUUGCAGCCGAUUUGGUCGGCUUUCAUACAUAUGAUUAUGCAAGACACUUUGUUAGUGCAUGCACUCGUAUCCUUGGACUUGAGGGCACACCUGAAGGAGUGGAGGAUCAAGGAAGGAUAACUCGAAUUGCUGCGUUUCCUAUUGGGAUCGACUCGGAUAGGUUUAUUCGGGCCCUUGAAAUUCCAGAUGUCCAAAUUCACAUCAAAGAGUUCAAGGAAAGAUUUGCUGGGCGAAAGGUAAUGUUGGGUGUUGAUCGUCUUGACAUGAUAAAAGGAAUUCCUCAAAAGAUACUGGCCUUUGAAAAGUUCCUCGAGGAAAGUCCAGAGUGGCGUGAUAAAGUAGUUUUGUUGCAAAUAGCUGUGCCCACACGGACAGAUGUGCCUGAGUAUCAAAAGCUUACAAGCCAAGUCCAUGAGAUCGUUGGACGCAUUAAUGGACGCUUUGGGACCUUAACUACUUAUCCGAUACAUCACUUGGAUCGUUCACUUGAUUUCCAUGCACUUUGUGCCUUGUAUGCCAUAACUGAUGUUGCCCUUGUGACUUCUUUGCGGGAUGGGAUGAAUCUUGUUAGCUACGAGUUUGUAGCAUGUCAAGACUCAAAGAAAGGGGUCCUCAUUCUUAGUGAGUUUGCAGGAGCUGCUCAAUCUCUUGGUGCUGGAGCCCUACUUGUUAAUCCAUGGAACAUCACUGAAGUUGCUCGUUCAAUUGGUGAGGCUUUAGAGAUGCCAGCUGAAGAAAGGGAGAAACGGCAUAGACAUAACUUUGAACAUGUUACAAUGCACACUGCACAAGUAUGGGCUGAAACUUUUGUUAGUGAAUUGAAUGAAACCAUAGUUGAAGCUCAACUACGGAUUAGACAUGACCCGCCUCUUCUUCCCAUCAACACUGCAGUUGAACGAUAUCUCCAUUCAGAGAAUCGAUUGCUCAUACUGGGAUUCAAUUCAACUUUGACAGAGCCCAUAGAAACUCGAGGAGGAAGGGGUGGUGAUCAGAUUAAAGAGAUGGAGCUUACAUUGCAUCCUGAAUUAAAAGAACCUCUAACAACUCUUUGCAAUGACCCUAGGACAACAGUUGUGGUACUUAGUGGUAGUGAGAGAGAUGUGUUGGACGUGAAUUUUGGGGAGUUCAACAUGUGGUUGGCUGCGGAAAAUGGAAUGUUUUUGCGCCUUACCACGGGGGAGUGGAUGACCACAAUGCCAGAACAUUUAAAUAUGGACUGGGUUGAAAGUGUAGAGCUUGUAUUCGAGUAUUUUACCGAGAGGACUCCAAGAUCUUAUGUUGAAACACGUGAGACUUCACUCGUGUGGAAUUACAAGUAUGCAGAUGUUGAAUUUGGAAGGCUUCAAGCAAGAGAUAUGUUGCAACAUUUAUGGACUGGUCCAAUUUCUAAUGCUGCUGUGGACGUUGUUCAAGGAAGUCGAUCUGUUGAGGUCCGCUCUGUUGGUGUUUCAAAGGGAGCAGCGAUUGAUCGGAUUCUGGGAGAAAUUGUGCACUAUAAGCGCAUGUCAACACCAAUUGACUAUGUUCUAUGCAUUGGCCACUUCUUAGGGAAGGACGAGGACAUAUACACAUUCUUCGAGCCUGAGUUGCCACAGGACCCUGUGGUCAGCACAAGAGGCAAGGCUACGGAUCCCUCUGGAGCCUUGCCAGAAAGGCGAUCCACCCAAAGAUCAGCCUCUGGAAAAGGCAAUGGAAAAUUGAUGCAUAGUCGAAGCAGUGCAAGGUCACAUUCAUCGUCAUCAGUGGAUCAUUAUAAUAAAAAACCAUGGGUAAGUGGCAGUACAGUGGGAGCGGCGUGGAGGAAGAGCCUUGAUCAUCAUCAUGAGGAGAAGAUGAACAUGUCGGUAAAUGAGGGGUCAUCGGUUUUGGACCUAAAGGGUGACAACUACUUCUCUUGUGCUGUUGGGCGCAAGCGCUCGUCUGCGAGGUACAUUCUCCAGUCAUCAGAGGAAGUGGUCACAUUCCUCAUGGCGCUUGCUUCUGCGCAUUGAUGAGUCUCUCACUCUCUCUCUCUCUCUCAUAUGUCAAUGGACUGCCACUAUUUUGCUACAUCAUGACAGAUUAAGUAGCAGUAGAGAUAGCAAUGAUCCAUCACAAGUUUUUCACACAGAACACAGUCCUAAUUUCACCUCUUUAAUUUCAAAUUCCAGUUAUUGGGGUUGCAUGAA
Molecule: messenger RNA, 3584 nt
Organism: Amborella trichopoda
Lineage: Eukaryota; Viridiplantae; Streptophyta; Magnoliopsida; Amborellales; Amborellaceae
Product: alpha,alpha-trehalose-phosphate synthase [UDP-forming] 1
Biological process (GO): trehalose biosynthetic process
Cellular component (GO): cytosol
Molecular function (GO): alpha,alpha-trehalose-phosphate synthase (UDP-forming) activity; trehalose-phosphatase activity
Source: RefSeq, a predicted model, not a curated record